Molecule: messenger RNA, 1278 nt
Organism: Drosophila teissieri
Lineage: Eukaryota; Metazoa; Arthropoda; Insecta; Diptera; Drosophilidae
Product: chondroadherin
Exons: 2
Coding region: 1-1278 (425 amino acids)
Cellular component (GO): plasma membrane
Molecular function (GO): protein binding
Source: RefSeq, a predicted model, not a curated record
AUGUGCAAUUCCUGGCUGGUGCUCAUAAUUGCGCUCUCCGUUGUCGUCUGCCUGUGGAACUCGCAACAAACCGAAACAUCCAAAUCAUGCCCAGCCGAGUGCAUCUGCUUGUCCCAGACUCAAGUGCUGUGUAACACGGGCGGCCUCGAGCAGAUCCCGCUGCGCCAGCUGCCGGCGACGGUGGAGAACCUGGCGCUGACCAAGAACAACUUCCCGAUCAUCAAGCCGGACUCAUUCGCCGGGCUGCGGGCGCUGAAGAAGCUCUCGCUGGACGGGAACAACAUCACGCGGAUCAAGCAGUUCGCCUUCCGCGGACUGCCGCGUCUCAAGGAGCUCUCCAUCCAGUACACGCCGCUGCAGAUGGUGGCCCAAUUCGCGUUCGCCGGGCUGCAGAACCUGUCCACCAUCCUGCUGAGCCACAACCAGAUCCAGCGGAUCGAGGGCAACGCCUUCGCGGGCACCUCGAACAUCAAGCUGAUCCUGCUGACCAACAAUCCGCUGAUCCGCAUCGACAGCUCGGCGUUCUCCAGCCUGACCAACGUGGGCCACCUGAUCCUGCCCUCGGGCAUCCGCAGCAUCGAGCAGGACGCCUUCUUCGGCAUGGACACGGUGGGUCUGCUCAAGCUGGCCUACAUGGACCUCAAGGAGGUGGCGCCCUUCACCUUCCGCGGCCUCUCGAAUGUCCUGCUACUCACGCUGCAGGAGUCGGAUCUGGGGGUGAUUUGCGCGGAUGCCUUCACCGGGCUCACCCAGGUGGAGACGCUGCAGAUCCUGAACAACAAGAUCGACUCCAUCGAGGAGCUAAACUUCACCAGCACGGCGGCCAUCAAGCACCUCAAGUUCUUCGGCAACCACGUGCUGGAAACGCCCGAUCCCAACUCCAUCAUCGUCGACGGCGUGGAGCACCUGCAGCUGGUGAGCAACCACUUCCCCUGUGGCUGCCACAUUCACACCCUGCUGGACGGACCGCUGGCCGAGGGCGCCCACAAUCUGACCGACUUUCUGCAGAAGAACUACUGCAUCUCGCCGCUGGAGGUCAACGGGCGGGUGAUGAGCGAGCUGGACAUCGACUCCAUUGGCCGCUGCUCCGACCAGCUGACCAAGGGCAAUCUCGGCAGCUCGGCGGCCUCGCUGGCCCUUGGAAUCAACUCGAUGCUGCUUAUCGCGGUCGCCAGCUGCGCGGAGUGGCGCCACGUGCGGCUCCUGGCCAACCGGCUGGCCCAGCUCCUGGGUCAUGUGGCCUGGCGACGGCGUCGGAAAAGGCGAAAGGGCAAUUAG